Molecule: messenger RNA, 997 nt
Organism: Cucurbita pepo subsp. pepo (vegetable marrow)
Lineage: Eukaryota; Viridiplantae; Streptophyta; Magnoliopsida; Cucurbitales; Cucurbitaceae
Source: RefSeq, a predicted model, not a curated record
AUCACUUAUUUCCAUUUAGUCCUCAAAGAAAUCAUUAUUUAUGUAACCCUCCCACAGCCUCCUCUUUUCCCAGCAUCAUCCAUCCCCUGUUUCAUGUCGUUUUAGCUCAGAAACAUGGCUGCUCCAUCUGGGUUUUGUUCGGAGAAUUUCACGUUUCAACAUAGAAGUUUUCCUCCAUUUCCUAAUUUCCUCGACCAUCUCAAUCCUCAACAAACCCAGUUCCAUUUCCAUUCUAGAGCUUUUCAGUCGCCGCCGCCGCCGCCACCGCCGCCAUCUUCUUCUUCCUCUCUAUCCUCUGUUUCUUCCUCAUCCAUGGCGGCUUUGAAUUCCGAGCUCGAGCUGCAGAACCAAGAGAUCGACCUCCUCCUCCACUUUCAGAAGGAAAAGCUAAGAAAAGCAAUAGAAGAACAGAGGAAGGAGGAAAUGAAAGCAUUAUUAAGCAAAGUAGAAAGAGAAGGGUGGAGGGUCAUGAGGGAAAAGGAAGAGAAUUUAGCAGUCGCCAUUAGAACAGGGAGGAAGCUCGAAGAAAGGCUAAAAAAAACAGAGACCGAGAAGGAGAAAUGGCAAAGAAUGGCUAAUUCACAAGAAGCCAUUGUUAUAAGGCUUCGAAGCAAGCUGGAAGAAGCUAAUGAGAGACAAAUUAUGGGAAAAAACAGUGAUAAUGGCGGCGAAGAUGCAGAAUCACAUUACCCAGAAGCAGAGGAAAAAACAGAGGAAGGAGGCGAAAAUGGCGGCAGUGGCAGUUUGAGCUGCUGCAAGAGCUGCAGAAACAGGAAUCCAUGUGUGCUUUUUCUGCCUUGUAGACAUCUCUGUUCGUGCAAGUACUGUGAAGCUUUUCUGGAAUGUUGUCCUGUCUGUCGUUCUGUAAAGAAGGCAAGCCUGGAAGUGCUUUUCAGCUGACCGACACCACAACAAAACAUGUUUUUUUUUCCCCCUUUUAGGCUUAAUAAUCAUAAUCAAACUCUUUAAGUGAAUAAACUGAGAAAUAAUUACAACU